Anopheles coluzzii is the source of this 2565-nucleotide messenger RNA. RefSeq lists its product as uncharacterized. The transcript has 3 exons. Lineage: Eukaryota; Metazoa; Arthropoda; Insecta; Diptera; Culicidae. Gene Ontology annotation, cellular component: perinuclear region of cytoplasm. The record is from RefSeq and is a predicted model, not a curated record. The coding region runs from base 1308 to 2087 and encodes 259 amino acids. Gene Ontology annotation, molecular function: zinc ion binding; mRNA binding. Gene Ontology annotation, biological process: oogenesis; negative regulation of translation.
AGUCCCAAGCGAAAUUUUUCGGGGAUAAUGAACAUAAACUCAUGCCAUCUCUUUCUAUACAUCAGCUCUACUCUCUCACACGCAUCGAUGAACUUUUACACAUCUCUUUGUUCAUUGUGCUAUAUUUGAAGGGUUUAAAACUGAUAGAUAACGAUUCAUGUUCAUGAACUAGUAGUGGUCAAAUGGUAAUGGUGUAAUGUUUGCACCAUGGUCGACAUGAGUUCAAUUCCAUUUUUAUUGUUUUCAUCGAUGAUUUAAAGUUUUGAUUUCUUUUUAAAACAUGCAGCUCCAGUAACUUCAGACCCCUUUACUCAUUGUUAGAAAUGCGUGUUUAACACUUUGACCGCCAGCCUGACGUCACAGUUUUUGAGUGAGCACGUAGCGCAUGGCAAGAGAGCGAUGAGAGCGACAGUUGAUCGUGCGAUUGUUAUCACUCUUUUGUUUCAUUGCGAUAAGCGGCGUAGCACAUGUCGUUCUCGUUCUCUCUUUCCUACCCCAUUCGUUCUCAAGAGAAUCACUGAGCGUCAAAUGCAAAGCUGAACGGUGAGCAAAACCGUCAUGCGAAUUUAUAUGACACGGCACUUAAAGUGUUAAUAGUCAAUCUUUUAUUUUUAUUGUUUUAUUUAUUUCUUUUAAUUCAUUUAGUAUCAGUACCCCUUCAUACAACAAAACAAGCAAAUAGCACGAUCAUGAAUAAUGAUAUGGUGGCGCAACUGGCAAAGUGAUUCGAAGUAGAAAUAGCGAUGUGGUUGGUAGCAUCAAGAAUGAAGCAUGAGCAUGAAUUGGAAUAUGAGGGAAGGGAAUGAAUCCGAAUGUUCAUUUCUAUUUUUAGCUCUUUUUUGCAUGGGUUCAUCCUUCACGUGUGUUCACUAUCUCCGAAAAUGAUCUGUAUUUCGCUGGUCUUUUCGGGGAUAAUUCGUUAACGAAUUAUCCCCGAAAAGACCAGCGAAAACCAGCGUGGUCGGGAGCUUGGGGUGUGUGGUUGGUGGUCCCGCCGGCUACUGCAACUUGUGGCCAUCGCUCAUCUCACGCACACAUAUGCACACAUCUGUCAUUUGAAAAGCCGCACACAAUCGUGUGUUGUGCAAAAAACCGUUCGCGCACAAACAGUUCGCACAUGUUUGCAAGCCGUGCAGCAAAGGGUUUCUGAUGGUGAUCCGCAGUGUUUGGUCAGCUUUUUAAUGUGUUUUUGCUUAAUCGCUUUUGUUUGUGUAAUGUUUUGUCGGUAUAUUUUUUAUGCAUUGUUACAAAUGAAAUGUAUAAUCCUGCGUUACUAGUGUAAAACAUUGCUAAUUCCCGAAAGCAAGAUGGAGGUGACGAAACAGAACGCUUCCGACAACAAGACCACGGAAGCAUUGUGGAAACUAAUACUCGCUCCAUACGGUUGGAACGAGCAAAUGAAUGAGGCUGCAAGAGAAUUUUUAAAAAAUUAUCCAGACUUCAUUCCGAUGUUAAUCGGUCAAUCGCCUUACAAAAUUGAUCUGAGGUCGCUUAUCAUGGAAGCCCGCGCGAACAAGUGGCACAAUACGACGUUAGAUGAAAUUCGUGAAGAUUUUGAAGCAAACGGGACUACCUGCGAGCUGGAGGAGGAAGUGUACCUGCAGCCAAAGCACGCGCCGGAAAUGGACGGAAGCGAACUGAUGGAAGCUGUGGAUGUUGCAGCAGAGCUGAAGAAUAUGGUGCUGCAGGACAUCUCUAAUCAACCGAAACAACAAUCAACAACCCGUCCACUACGAAAAUGCAGGAACAAAAGUACCUGCGAGCUGGAUCACUGUGUGUUCUGUUUCAACAAUAAGGCGGACCGGGAGGUAUACGAGAGCCAUCGAUGCAAGGAUGAGGCCGGCAACGUAACCUGUCCGGUGUUGCAAACAUUCGUAUGCAUGCGCUGCAAAGCAACCGGUACGAAAGCACACACCGCCAAAUAUUGUCCGUUGAAGCCGGUUAUCACGCCGGAGGAUUGUCUGGCAAUGGAGCUACGGCGGCAUAAGAUACACCGUAAGGGUGUAUGUACUGCGAGCGAGAUCAAUCUCUCGGUUGGUUCAAGCAGUGCCAUAGUUCAUAGUAAGAAGCGGCUAGUCCGUUUGUAGGACAGAGUCGUUCGUUCAUUCCUUUUUUAUUACUUUACAACACAUCCAAAGCUCUGUGAGCUUCAAGCAACAGGUAGUAGCUGACAUCGGAACUGGUGGGCAAGAAAGGCUUUCAGCAAAUAUGUUUCAGGCUGCUCGGAGAAUGUUGAAGAUAUAUUUAUUUAGGAAAAGUGGAACUUUAUGCAGGAUGAAUAAUUUUGCCAUCGAAUCAAAUAGCGUAAGUAGGUAGAGUGAAAAAUUGAUCUUAAAAGGAUGAUUUCCACGUUCGAACAUUACACAUUAAGGAUGGUAUCCAUACAUACGAAUGCGGUUUAAAUUCAGUAUUUACCUUGAAGCAGAUGUUCGUAUCAUUUCCUCCUUAGCAUCUUUAUGUCUAAACUUCUUUCAAUGACAACAUUUAUCGAUUUUUUGAUACAACGAAUCAUUUUCUAUGAAUCAAUCACUUGAUGCCUUGAUUAAAUAAAUUGCGCAGAAAUAU